UUAACCUGAAGGAUCUGUGUGCCUCUCAGGUCGUCUGUAUGGAGCUGAUGACUUCCUGCCCAUGCUGACCUACGUGUUGGCCCAGUGCGACAUGCCCCAGCUGAACAAUGAGAUCCUCUACAUGAUGGAGCUGCUGGACCCCUCUCUGCUUCAUGGAGAAGGUGGCUACUACUUGACCAGCGCAUAUGGAGCCAUGUCCCUGAUUCAAAACUUCCAGGAGGAGCAGGCGGCCAGAGUGCUGAGCUCUGAAACCAGGAACACGCUCCACCAGUGGCACCGCCGGCGCACCACCCAGCGCUUUGCUCCGUCCAUCGAUGACUUCCAGAACUACCUGCGGGUGGCGCUGCAGGAGCUGGACAGCGGCUGCACCGCCAAGACACUCCAGGUCCGACCGUACGCCUCCGUGGACGAGGUGUGCCGUCUGUGUGCCCAGAAGUUCAAAGUGUCGGACCCCCAGAACUACGGCCUGUUCCUGGUGAUGGAGGGCAGCAGCCAGCAGCUGGCGCCGGACACCCACCCUCAGAAGAUCAAGGCGGAGCUCCACAGCCGCUCGCAGGCCACGCCGUUCCACUUCGUCUUCCGCCGAGUGGCUCCGUCUGCAGCUACCCUCGAUCUCACACCCAACCUCAACAACCUCACUGGGACUCCUGAACCCCUGGACAACCUGCGUGCCCUCAGCAGAGACCUGUCCCCCCCCUCCCCCAAGCCCACUCUCAGCUCAGGCCUCAGUCCUACUCUGAGCCUCAGCCUGCCCACCACCAAUGGCAACUCUAUUUCUGUAUGACUGUAACAGGGGGCUGGUGGACAGUUGGCCAUGGCUUUCUCUCCCAGUAUUGACAGUAUGUCCUUUUAUCUCUAACAAACAAAGGGCAAACGAUGCGUCUUUACAAAGCCUUACUUCUCCAUUUGGAUUUGACCUCAAUUUGGGUCUCUCAGACAGACGAGGGUGAAAGAGGAAAAGGACAGGAGGGAAGGAAACGAGAGGAAAGGACGUUUAUACAACUUAAAUGGUUCUCUGUUUGGCCUCAGAGCAACACUUUACUGAACACUGCCCUCAAAGUCUUAACCAUUAAGGUAAGAUGUUUAAGAUAAGUGUGUUAAAGACGACAUGAACACUUACAUGUGUUCACAGCAGCUCUUCAUAUUCAGGGUCAGCUGUUCUUGUUGUUACCUGUAAGGUCUAUAGAGGGAAAUCAGAUCCCCAAUACAUGAGGGGACUAUUCUUUGAUCAAUCAUUUUCAAUUGUUUGUUUAGUAAAUAGGUUUUAAUAUGA
Molecule: messenger RNA, 1273 nt
Organism: Notothenia coriiceps (black rockcod)
Lineage: Eukaryota; Metazoa; Chordata; Actinopteri; Perciformes; Nototheniidae
Product: ras and Rab interactor 2-like
Exons: 3
Coding region: 62-784 (240 amino acids)
Biological process (GO): signal transduction; vesicle-mediated transport
Cellular component (GO): cytosol; endocytic vesicle
Molecular function (GO): guanyl-nucleotide exchange factor activity; small GTPase binding
Source: RefSeq, a predicted model, not a curated record